This is a messenger RNA of Cuscuta campestris, 1251 nucleotides long. NCBI's taxonomy places the organism in Eukaryota, Viridiplantae, Streptophyta, Magnoliopsida, Solanales, Convolvulaceae. The record is from the annotation of a GenBank genome assembly.
CUGUGAGUCAUUAAAUGUUGGGAUAAAUGGACAUGGACUCUCCUGUGCUUCAAUAAUUGCUUCACAAAAAGUUUCUGGGGCACAAUUGGGAGAAUUCUUUUUGGGUGAUGUUGGAGGAAAUUCACCUCCACCUAACAUUGCGGUGUAUGCAUUGGUUGUCCUUGUUUGACAAUGAAAGAAGAAGAUAUGGUUUAUCGCAUUAAGGCUGCAAUUCAGAAAAAUGUGAGUAUGAUUUCAAUGUCGUUAGCACAAAGUCUAUCUUUCAUGUGUGACUGGUCAAGUGGUGAUUUUCAUGUGAAGAAUAUCGCGUCCUUACAAGCACUACGAGCUGAUAUUGUAACCGUGGUCGAGUCGUUAAAUGCGUUCCAAGGAAAUCAAUGGAAAAAGUUAAGAAUGGAUGAAAUAUUGGAGAUUCUUCUUGCAUUAUGUACUGUGAUAACUGAUAACCAUUCAGGAGAUUUUGUGAUUAGAAAAGGUUCCAUUGACAAUGAAAGUGCUUCUAGUCUUCUAUUUGUGCUCUACUUCUCUAAGGAGCAAAGUGCCAUCAUUUCUAACCGUGUGGAUAAGGAGUAUGUAGCUUGAAAUUUUCUUCCUUUAUUUUCACCAUCUAAUGCCUUAUUGACACUAUGUUUGGUUUAAGGAAUUAUGGAGGAAACAAAAUAAAAUUAUUUAAAAAAAUAAAAAUCUUACUUUUGUUUGGCUAUUAGAGAAAUUAGCGAGGAAAAAAUAGUUUUCUAUGAUUUUUAUGUUUGGUUGCUGUAAAGAAAGCAAAGGACACCCAGUUCGAAUACAAAUGCUAUCUAAGAUUGACAAUGAGAAUAUCCUGAAGUCUUCGUGUUCAAAAUGGGUUUCCCCUCUUUUUUCGGUCUGAAUUGGGAAGGAAAUGGUUUUCCACAUAUUUAAUACAAAAAGCUUACAAAAAGAUGAUCUAGCUUAUUUUAAUUUUAUUUUAUCUAGGCUUACAUAUAAUUUAGCGUAUGAGCUGGUUAUAUCAAACACUUAUUUUCAGUUUUCGAGCUCUCCAACUACCAACAACACUUUUCAUCUCCUAACCACUUUUUUAGCUUUGAAUCGGAGCAAAAUUGGACAUUUGAAGCUUGUAUAAGAAAAAAACUUUUACACAGUAGAAACAAAUAGGGAGUAUAUUAUUUCCACACAACAACAAGAUGGAUGUUGAAACCAUGGAACAUUUAAGAUUUGAAGGUUUGGUAAAAGGAAGAAGGGGGGAAAAAUUAAAGCUUUUAGCAUCAU